AUGACAGCAUUACAGGCAGCUGCGAAGAAGGUCACAAAGGAAGCUGCUUUUUUCAUGAAAUUUCUCAUCCUUAAGGGUGCAAGAACAUCCGCUAGAUGCAAGGACGGAAGCAGAAAGGAUAUCGGCCUUGAAAAAGGCGCACAAAAUAUCUCGCAGUACGUGGGUAUGACUUGGGAUGACUUGAUAAAGGAGUAUCACAAACAGAAGACUGCUCCGGAGUGA
Messenger RNA from Penicillium lagena, 222 nucleotides. RefSeq lists its product as uncharacterized. The transcript has a single exon. The coding region runs from base 1 to 222 and encodes 73 amino acids. Lineage: Eukaryota; Fungi; Ascomycota; Eurotiomycetes; Eurotiales; Aspergillaceae. The record is from RefSeq and is a predicted model, not a curated record.